AUGCUUUGUUACGCUCUGUUGCACACGCAUGACGUGGUCGCACGAGAAGUGUAUGGCGAGGAAGCACUUCGUGUCACACCACCCCCGCUCCAGCCUUAUUUGAACGGAGGCGAUGAGGUCGAUAACAUGACCGAUAAUGGAGAGCUUCAACAUGUUACGCGUGUACGACUCGUGCAAUUCCAGAAGAAUACAGAUGAACCAAUGGGAAUAACACUUAAAAUGACUGAGGAUGGCCGAUGUAUUGUCGCAAGAAUUAUGCACGGUGGCAUGAUUCAUCGUCAAGCGACGUUACAUGUGGGCGAUGAAAUACGUGAAAUAAAUGGACAACCUGUGCAGAAUCAAACUGUUAGUCAAUUACAAAGAUUACUGCGUGACGCUCGAGGCUCAAUAACAUUUAAGAUAGUUCCUUCUUAUAGAAGUGCUCCGCCACCAUGCGAGAUAUUCGUUCGUGCUCAAUUCGAUUAUGAUCCAUUAGAUGAUGACUUGAUACCAUGUGCCCAAGCUGGCAUUGCUUUUCAUGUUGGUGACAUUUUACAGAUAAUAAGCAAAGAUGAUCAUCAUUGGUGGCAAGCCAGGCAUGACACUGCAGGCGGUUCUGCAGGUUUGAUUCCAUCGCCUGAGCUUCAAGAGUGGCGCAUCGCAUGCGAUGCUGCUCCCGGUUGUUCCGCUCACGAAGAUGGAUGUGAUGGCUCAGCAGUUAAUUGUUCCAUAUUUAGUCGCAAAAAGAAACAAUGUCGAGAUAAAUAUUUGGCGAAACAUAAUGCAGUAUUUGAUCAACUAGAUUUGGUGACAUACGAGGAAGUUGUGAAAGUACCAGUAGGAGAUCCAACGUUCCAACGUCGUACAUUAGUUUUGCUCGGUGCUCAUGGAGUGGGUCGACGUCAUAUUAAAAAUACGCUGAUUGCAAAAUAUCCCGAUAAAUAUGCUUAUCCCAUACCACACACAACACGACCACAGCGACCAGAUGAAGAGAAUGGCCGGAGUUACUAUUUCAUUUCACAUGAUGAAAUGAUGGCGGAUAUAUCAGCGAAUGACUAUUUGGAAUAUGGUACACAUGAGGAUGCGAUGUAUGGUACAAAGCUUGAUACAAUUCGACGAAUUCAUGCCGAUGGUAAAAUGGCAAUACUCGAUGUUGAGCCACAAGCCCUAAAGAUUCUACGAACAGCGGAAUUUUCACCCUAUGUAGUAUUCAUUGCUGCGCCAUCAUUACAAAAUAUUGCUGAUUAUGAUGGAAGCUUGGAGCGUUUAGGAAAGGAAUCAGACAUGCUGCGUUCAGCAUAUGGACACUUUUUCGAUUUGACCAUCGUUAAUAAUGAUAUUGGUGAAACGAUAGCAAAACUUGAGAAUGCCAUCGAUACGGUUCAAUCAACACCACAAUGGGUUCCUGUGUCAUGGUUGUAA
Messenger RNA from Chironomus riparius, 1401 nucleotides. NCBI's taxonomy places the organism in Eukaryota, Metazoa, Arthropoda, Insecta, Diptera, Chironomidae. The record is from the annotation of a GenBank genome assembly.